AUGGAUGACUCAUAUUUAGAUGUGACUGCUGGCUAUGUCGAUGAUUGUAAAAUAACACAAAAGCAAUUUCAUUCGUUUACACCGUAUUCAAACACGGCUUUUUCAUAUAACGAUGAAAUUAGAAUAAAUAUCCAGAAUAUGGAUUCUUAUACUUUACCGUGUGAGAGUUUCAUUUACAUUGAAGGAAAGGUACAAAAACCUCCCGAUGCUGCUGGAGACGUACGUUUUUCAAAUAAUGGAUUGGCAUUUUUAUUCUCUGAGAUGCGAUAUGAAAUAAACGGAAUAGAGAUACAAAAAUUAAAAUCACCCGGAGUGUCGUCUUGCUUAAAAGCGUUCUGCUCCUAUACUCCAAAUGAAAUGAAUACAUUAGACAACUGUGCUUGGGACUCGACAAUGGACGGUGAAGAUAAUAAAAAUUUUAUGACCGACAAUGUGUUUACCGGAUGCAUUCCUCUAAAACAUUUAUUCGGAUUUUGUGAAGAUUAUAAAAAAAUUUUACUCAAUUGCAAUCAACAACUAAUUUUAAAUCGUUCGUCUACUGAUUUGGAUGCAAUACGUGUUGUGGGUGCCGGAGCCACCGAACACGUUGAGAAUAAUAAAAAAAUUACGAUUGAACUGACUAAGGUGGCGUGGAAGAUGCCUAUUAUCAAAGUCACUGAUAAAGAAAAAUUAAAACUGUUGAAAGUAUUGGAUUCGCGCAAAACGUUAUCAUGUGCGUUCAGAACCUGGGAUCUGUGUGAAUAUCCGGUACUCCCUCGAAAUACUUCACAUUCAUGGACGAUAAAGUCUAGCAGCUUGCUUGAAAAACCUAGAUUUAUUUUGUUUGGAUUACAAACCGAUCGAAAAAAAAAUUUAGAAAACGACGCUGGACGGUUUGAUCACUGUCAGUUAAAAAAUCUUAAGGUACACUUAAAUUCUGAAGUGUUUCCAUAUGAAGACUUUCGAGCCGAUUUUGUAAAAAAUACUACCAGUUUAUUGUAUAAAGCUUAUACAGACUUUCAAAAAUCAUACUACGAGCGAGAUUAUUGUGAGCCAUUAUUAUCAAAACAUGUUUUUCAAACCUAUACUCCAAUCGUCGUCGUCGAUUUAUCACAUCAGAAUGAUAACGUUAAAUCGUCGACCAUAGACUUACGAAUAGAAUUUGAAACGGGUACAGCUAUUCCGGACAAGACUGCAGCUUAUUGUUUAAUACUACAUGACCAGAUUAUAACUUACAAUCCAUUUAGUGGAGAUGUUAGAAAAUUGUAA
This is a messenger RNA of Rhopalosiphum maidis (corn leaf aphid), 1248 nucleotides long. RefSeq lists its product as uncharacterized. The record is from RefSeq and is a predicted model, not a curated record. The coding region runs from base 1 to 1248 and encodes 415 amino acids. Lineage: Eukaryota; Metazoa; Arthropoda; Insecta; Hemiptera; Aphididae. The transcript has a single exon.